GAUCUGCUUUUCUAUAAAAAAAACAUUAGCUUCACCACACUUUCAUAUGAUGUUUUGCAAAAGAAACAAUCUCUCUCUUUCGCUCCAUAACCAGACUAUUUUUCGGUCGUACUUCAGUUCUGCAGUUUAGUCUCUAUGGCUUGUGGGGAGAUUUGCUUUGUGGAAAACAUUCUCAUUUGAUACCGAGCUUUGUGUGAUUCGUUACAUCUUUUGACUGCUUGACGAGACGUUUCGUUGUAUUAUUCUCUUUAUUAUGGCAGAAGAAGACAUAUGGGAUAGCUGGGAAGAUUUUGCGGAUAGUAAUGAUCUAGACAAGCACGUUGAUCAACAUUUGCAACUUACGAAUGGAAAUUCUCACAAAGAAGAAAAUGGAAGCAAAUUUUCUGACGAUGACCAAGACUUUAGCGAUGAUUUUAUUUGUGAAAAUAACGUUAAUAAUGGAACUCAGUUCAGAAUAUUACCGAGACCAGUAGUUCAUGAAGAAGAUCAGCAUCGGACAUCAUAUAAACCGCAAGUAAAAAUACUAAAAAGGCCUGGAAAAGAUUUGCAAGAUGAUGAUAAAAAAGCAAAAGAUAAAUUGAAAUCUCAGCCAGCAAGAUCGCUAGCAGAACGCCAAGCUGCUUACGCUGAAGCAAGAAAUAGAAUAAUGGGGCAUGGAGUUACCCAAGGUGAUAGUAAUGCCACUGUUAGUAAUUCAGCUUCGUCGUCUAAAUCCAGAUCCGAGCAUCGCAAAUCAAAAAGCAAAAAAUCAGAUAGCCCGAAAACCAAGUCUGCGCAAGUCGAGAGGCUGCCCAAAGGUCCUGAUAAAACAGGCCGUGGUUUUACUACUCCGAGGUGAUACAAAAAAAAACUGCAUGGUGUGGAAAAAAGAAUCACAAAAUGUGCCACUGCGGCUUCAAGAUUGUGCCACGUAUUCGUGCCACUAAAUAUAUUCACCGGAUUAGGGAGAGAUCACUAUAAUGCCAUGUCUUUUUGAGCUAUAAGUCAUUCUUUGUAUUGCGCUUAGCUCUAAAAGAACAUUGUGGCAGUAAGGUUGAAAACGGCUUAUGAAUGUCGGUAAGGUGAUGGUCAAGUGAGGAACGAAUUAGAACACUGGAUAAUGACAUGUUGAACGCAACAGUGAAGGAAUCGGCCAUGAGUAAUUUCUGGUUAAAUUCAUUUGCAGAGCUGAAGCACAGAUAUGAGAUGGACGUGGGUGAAGUCGGCCUGGAAUAGAGAUGUACUGAUAUUUGUCAGUAUUGAAUAUUACUCUCUAAUUGUUAACUUCGAAAGCCGAAUUAUCAAAAUUUAACAUUUCGUAUUACGUUAUUAAGUUAAGGAGUAUCAGGCCUGAACUUAAGGAGGAAUUUAGUAAAUGACGUCAUGAAUAUCUUUUCGUCAUACUUUAUUUACAUUUGUGACUGUCAUCUGCAAGGUAUCCGAAUACACCAGUAAAGGAAUAUUGGUGCAAUACGAACAAUAUCUGUAUGUCUCUAGUCUGGGAUACUUUAUGCCUAAAUAAUGUAAAUAAAACUUCAAGAAUUUGGUAUGGGCUGAAAAUUUUGGUGUUACAAUCUUUUUUUAUACUAUUUUUGCUUUUCCACAUUUUUUUUUUUUGAAAAAAAUUUUUUACACAUACAUUUUUUGGAAUCUGGUAAAACAUAAUCAAGAAAUUAACAAUAUUUUCCGAUUAAAAACCAUUUUCCAAAUUUUACACGAUAUAUUUGUACAUCCACUGGGUGGAUGGUGCCAUCCAAUUAGGUAAAUUUUCCACAUAGAUAACGAACUGGAUAAUCAAGAAUUUUAGAAGUAAAUUGCUGAAGGACGUAAGAGGACUUUUGACUGUUUUGAUUCCAAACAAAUUUUACUAUUAGAAAUUUGAUUCACUGUUUCAUAGAUGUACUAUAUAUACAUUUUUACUUUUUUUUAUUGAUAAAAUUUGUGAAGGAGGAAGAAUUUCAACACUCCCAAGGGUUCAAGUAACGAAAUCCGUCAUUGGUUAAAUCCAAUUUGGUCUUGUGCUAUACACACCCUUAAUAAUACAGAACUCCAGAUCGUUGUACUUUUUUUAUGUGGACAAUCUCAAUUUCAUUUUACUUAACACUGGUUGAUAGUUUUUACAAUAUGUCAAAAAUGAGAAAGUUGAAAUUUUGUAAAUUUUUUUGGAGAAAAUAAAUAGUAAUCUCAGCUAGUCUGGGAUUAUUGUUAAGUUCAAUCCUGAUUGGCGAGAUACUUUUUUGUUGUGCAUACGUCCAGUUUAGGAAAUUGGUGACCACUUGUCGAGCCAAAGGUUGGUUUCAUUUUAGAUAUCAAUAAUGCUGUAUAGAUAUGAGAAUUAUUCAAGCAAGAUGUCCAAAUAUCUAAUCAUAACCCAAUUUUGUCGAAAUCACAAGAACGAGCUUUCCAAAAUUUUAAUGGAGAUUCAAAAUUUGAACUUGUACUGGAGAGUUUGACAAUGUGACCUUCUGGGAACUCCCCCAACACGUCUUUUCUCAUUACUUGUUUCUCAUUUUUGCAAUUUAUAUUUAUGCUAUUCAAAUCCAGUGAUUUAGGUUAUAUAGUAUGAUACUUGAAAAAACUAAUUCAUUUACUUUGUCAGUGCCAUCCUAGCAAUCUGAAUUCUGGUAUCAUUUUUGCUUCAGAAUUCUCAAAAUUUCAGAUAGAGCUAAACAUUUUUAAAAAAAUUUCUUUGUGCAAUCUUUUUUAUUGUGCUUUUUUGUGUGGAAGUUCGGGACUUUCUUACUCAAAUGUGCUCAGUUUAUUAUCAGAUGAUACACUGUGCAGACUGCUUUAUCCAUGGUUUUCAGCCUGUUUUCACACAGUUCACCAAAGCAGGAUUUCAAGAUCCAAACAUCGAAGCCGUUUUAUGAAUAUUUUGGAUUUCAUUAGGGCUUUGCAUAUAUAAUAUUAAAUAAUAAUGUUGUUUUUUAUCUUAUUGUUCGAAGAAGUAUUACUUCAUUUUCAUGUAAAAUUUUGACCUGGAAAUUACAAAGGCUACAAAUUAGUAUAAAUAGAUCCUGAUUGAUUACUUAUGGUUGUUGCUUGGAUAUUUUACUUGUGGGUAUAUUUCGUUUAUUACAUUUGAGCAUUGAUUAAAAAAAUUUGCUUCAGAUCAAACUGGGUUGUAUUAUAUUUGUCUUAAUUAUUUCAAAUAUCGAUUUCGAAAUAUAAAAUUUCCUCUGUUCAACUUUAGGCUCAUUUAGGCUCUUCUCAUUUGGGCUCGGUGGGGGAAAGUAUGGUACUUAAGGCUAUGCUACGGAAUAUGCUAUGGUAUGAAAUCUUUGAAUAUAAGUUAUACAUUGCUUAUGGAGUGUGACUGGUUAGUUAAAGUUUGAAUAUGAUAUUGGCACUUGGAAGAAUUCAGGUCUAUUGAGACUGAUUAUUUUCCUCGUAUUCACUGUAAUUUGCUGAACAAGGAAACUAAUCCUUUUAAUAGUGGUAUCGGCUCUGUUUUUCGAAUAUCAGUCCAUUAAUUAAAUCAUUUCUUCCCCUAAUCGUCAAUGUGGCUCGUUGUCAUGUGCUGAUCUUGUGGGUUCAUUUCUAUGUUCUAAAUUCAUAUCACCACUUUCGUUAAUACAUAUUUCUUAUGCCAUA
Styela clava is the source of this 3573-nucleotide messenger RNA. RefSeq names its product SUZ RNA-binding domain-containing-like. NCBI's taxonomy places the organism in Eukaryota, Metazoa, Chordata, Ascidiacea, Stolidobranchia, Styelidae. The record is from RefSeq and is a predicted model, not a curated record.